UCUAUCUAUUCUGCAAGAAGUGACUCAAGAUUCAAGAUUCGACAUUGGACUUGCGAAAGGAGUUUUGCAUUUGCUUUGGUUGUUGGAUUCAGUUUUUGUUGUUCUUUCAGAGGACAAAAGUGUCAGCCUUCGAACUUGGCCUGCCUACAAGCACUGCUUACUUGGGAAUACAACUGCCCCUAGUAGUACUACUACUACACACUGUUCUUUCUUACCACCAUCGCCAGUCGUGGUCGUCGUCGUCGGAAGAAAGAAAUUCCAUUCCCCCAUUCGAUGCAUUCUACUGACUGGGUUUACUUUGCUCUAUAGCCUGUCUGCAGCCCCAGCUUUUAUUCCUAUGAUUCUCUCUUUCUGUACAUAAUGCGAACAUGGGAACAUACAUAAGCUCCCCAUAGGCGACGAGAAGGAAAAGGAAGGCUUGGCUCAACUCUGGGCUAUUCGCUGCAGUUUAAAACUUUGGGUCGAAGAGAGCGAACCAGCGUCGAGCGAGCUAGUGCAGCAGCGUUCUCGAAGUUGUUGAGCGUGGUGUAUAGCUUCCCUGGCACUGAGUAAUUCCCAUGUAAUUGGAUUGGAGUCAUAUACUGCUUUUGGUCGUUCAAGAGUGGAGAAGAAUUAUAUGAAGCACAAGGAAAGUGGAAGGGUGCAUCUCAAAUUUCAAAUUCCCCUCGACACAUACCCCCAAAAAACUACAAGUUUCUGAGGAUUUCAAACCAAAAAAAUAACACUGCAAAAAGUGGGUGCCUGUGUAAACUCCAGCAUAUACAUAUACAUACAUACUCAUUGUUCUUCUCACACAGGGAAGGUUGUUGGAUGUGAGAGAUGCGACUCAUCUCAUUAUUGCAGAUUGGCGACGACGACGACGAGUAAGUGCAAGUGAAGUAACACAUAACAGCACACAGAGAGAUAAUUUGGGACGUGUAAUGGUUAGUUGGUGAAUGCAAGUUGUAUUGGAUAGUUAAGUUGCUGUAAUAAUAAUAUCCAGCCAAGUUCCAUCUCUCUCUCACAUAUAUGCGCAUGCAUGCAUAUAUGUGAGACUGCAAAACAGGAGGAGAGGAGGAAACGAAUAUUAUUACAAUUAGGUCUGCACAUCUAUAUCUAUGCAUAUUACUGCUAUGUAGUCGUUGGUAAAAGAAGUGUGUGGAAAUACGAGAGAAACUGAAACAUUGGUAAAGCUUUUAGCAGCUACAUUUAUGUGCUCGCUGAGCUUAACCUGAACUGACUUUGGUCUCAGUUAUCAAACGAACUUUAUUCCGAGUAGUAAGUAAACCCAGCUGGGGUCGAGAUAUUAGAAUUACAACAAACAGUAAACGGGGGUAGUUGGAGUUGGUGAAUGACAUGAAAAGUGAAAAUCGUGGUCCAAUCCAAAUAUAAAUAUUAAUGCUCCCAUCAUCGUCGUCCACUGGACUGCUCCACAUUUUUGCUGGCCACCAGAAUCAGCAUAAUCCAUAAUACUUGUUUGGCGAAAUAAUAUUGUUCCGUCUCCCCAACAAAGAACCACCACACAAAAGACCAGCUUAACCGUGUGUGUGUGCCCAGAAUAUCGAGACUGAGAUUGGAGCAACGAAGAAAAUUAGUCAAGUGAAACAAUAACAUAAUGGUGAAAUAUGAAAAGCAGUUUCUGUGUUCACGUAUUCUUCUUCUUCUCUCUUAAUAAUAUGAACAAUCAGCUCUCACAUUCGCAUCCAGAACGACAAGGGAACUGCUCCUAAUGCAACGAGUCUUCUUGGCUUGAAAACCAUCAGAAGAGAGAACGAACGGUACAGAAGAUCGAAGUACGGAAGAGACGACUCAUCCGCGAUCGAUGGUCCACCCUACUUACUGCACUCUGACUGUCCCGAAAACAUGUACCACGCUUGUGUUCAUAACCAUUUCUCGUAAAAACGUCUUCCGAACCCACCGGUCAAUACCAAAUUAAACAAUAAACUUUUUUUGGAUGAUGGAUGAUACAUAUAUAAUCUGCCUUUUCUCUCUGUGAGUUAUCGCCCUUGCACGUAUAUUCGUCGUCACACCUCGCAUCGCAUUUUAAUGAUUCCCACUGAUCACCAAUUCAUAAAUUGGUCGUCGUGCUGGUGGGUGAAUUUUGCUGAUUCGUUGAAGUGAGUGAGGAAGUUGGUGAUGGAUGGAGGAUUAAAUGGGAGCUAGUAGCAAACAGGGAACCGUGUUAUUGUGAAAGUGGUGGCGUGGCGUGGCAGUGGCGACUGGAAAGUUAAGCCAAUUGUGUAAAAAAAGUGUUCUUCUUCGGUCGUGGUGGUUGUUGUAGUGAACGACCGAGCGAAGGUCACCAGCUAAAAGAGUACUCAACACCGGAAAUCAUCAUCCAGCUACAACAUGAGUUUCAUCUGCAUUGUUUGCCGCGACCUGUUGACAAACCGUCCUGAUAAUCAUGCUCCUGGCACCGUGGACAUCAUUUCCACAAAAUGCGGCCAUCUAUUCCACGCUCACUGCUUAUCCCAAUGGUUUCACAAGCAGCAACAGAAAAAUCUUACCAACUACGAAUGCCCUUAUUGUAGUGCUAUUCUUACACAAAAUGACGUCCUGAGAAUAUUUCCUUCGGAAGAUGAAGAGACUGAAGAACUCGCAGCCAAGUUCAACGAAGCCAAAGUGAAGAUUGUCCACAAAGAAAUUAGUCAACUAAAGUCCAAAUUGGAUGAAUAUCGAGCAAAAUAUGAAGAAGAACAACUGGCUCAUGAAUCCUUAAAAUUUGAUUAUGCCCUAAAGUUGUCUGAAAUGGAACAAAUUAAACGAGACCAUGAGGCCGAUAUGAGUCUGCUGGACGCUCCUCAGUCCACCUGGAAAGCAAUGCUGGACAAGGAAAGGAAAUCGAAGACAAAGAUUCUCAAAACGAUGACCACUUUGGAGAAACGGUUCGCCAAACAAAAGUCAGAAAUGGACAAGGAUUCGAGGCGGAAGGCGGAAGAGGCACAAAAAUUAAUUUCUGAACUUCGAACGCAAGCUGAUUCUCUCAAGAAAAAGUUAGAACGUUUACAUAGUCAACAACUGCAACAACCUUUUCGCCCAGUAUUUCCCACGGCUGCUACCUCAGUGCCCUCGACAUCAUCGACGGGACCAGUUUCCAUGAGUGUGAUCUCUUCCUCCUCCUCAUCGUCAUCAUCAUCUUCACAGAGUCGUAGAAGAUCGGCCCCCAAUCCCCCACAAGCAAUGAUUUUCUGUCCAAAUGUGACAAGUUCCUCUCAGAACCAGGGUUCUCCCAUGUACGGAAUGCCCAACUUUCGUCCACCUGGAGGACAAAGCCAUUUCCUUAACCCUCCGAAUCCUGCGCAAAAUCCGUAUCAAAAUUUGUUAAGUGCCGCUGCCGCUGCUGCCUCCUCAGCCACAACUUCUAAUAACCCAAACCAAUCAAGAAACAACAAUCCAUCUUCCAAUGGAAAUUUCAAUCAAAACCAGUCUUCGUCGUCCUCUUCAAGUUCCACAUCAACCUCGUCACAGGGUCAUUUCCAGAAUCCAAACGCAUCUGGGGGAACGACCAGUUUUAACCCCAACUUUCAUGCGUCUCCAUUCCCCCUUCCACAGGCCCAUAACCCAAGUCUUCAUGGUCCCCCACCAAUGCACCUUUCCAUGCAUUAUCCCUCCUUCUACCUUAGCUCCAACAACUCGAGGAAUCGCUACCCCCCAACCCCAUAUUCCUUCCCAGGCACCCCUCACUUACCGAGCUCUGCAAGUUCCUCAAUUAGUGGUGGAGACGCAGCUCAUGCUCAACAAAAUGAUAGCAGCAAUGCCGCCGCCGCAGCAGCAGCAAGACUGUUGCCUGCGCAUGUACAAUUCUAUAUGCAAACUGCGACCACUGCAGGUAUGACGGAAACUGUGGGAGUCGCUGCCUCAUAUCCCUCCUUCUUGACGCCUAGCAUACAUCCCCCACCACUCUCGCCCCGACAUUAACGACGCAUUUUUAUUUUUAUUGAUAUAAAUACAUAUGUCAUAGAGUAGUAGGAAGACUAAUAAUAAUAGAUAAGAAAAUACACGAAUGAUCAACAUACAUAUGUAUAGCGAACUGAAUGUAUUAUUCCAGAGACGCCUCUCAGAUUAUUAUAUAUGUCCUAGAGCACAUUGCCGACAAUAUCAUAUACGAAAGGAAAUGAACAUUCGGUCCAAGCGCAUGUAUGUAUGUAGUUUAUUUUAAAAUGUGAUGACCUCUGUACUACUCGGCAAGCACAAUUUGAGAAAUUAUCGCUUUAACUCGAUCAAUCAUUUGUUAUUUAGAUUAUUAGAUAUUUUGAUAGAAUGUGACUCAUUUCAAUCAGAAAUGCAUGUAUUACAUAUGUUUUAACGUAACCAUUAUUAGUUUGAGGAAAACUUUGUAUCAUCAGAAAACCUAAUUUCUUUAAUGUGUACAAAAUUCGUUGAUGACAGGUUUUAAUAACCUACGUAUACCAUCAUAUUUGUAAAAACUAAUCGCAAUUGAUUAUGCAAAUCGUGCCAAACUCUACUAUAUAAAAUCGUGUCCUUGUUGUAACGGUCUUUAAUAAUCAAUCGUCAAAUCUGAGACGCCAAGCCUAUAUCCGAAAGAAAGACGGUAUAUGUAAUAUCACAUAGCGUCUCAUCGUUUCAAGAUUUUUGUAUAUUACACUUCAAUAAGUCUAAUAUUGUCAACCAAAAAUAUGAAAAAUAGUGUGCAUUAAAGACAAUUAGCAUUUUAACGUAUUACUUACUUAUGCUCACACACCACAGAUUGUGGUUUUAUGAAUUUUUAUCAUCAUCGGUUAAAGUUUCAAUCAUUUAUAAGUCUGCUGGCAUUAAAAGUAUGGAUAUUCUUGUGUUGAUCGUUCUCAGUCGUUGGUAUGAUUAAUUCUUUUUAAAAGGACAGGAGAUGGGUAUUUUAUGUAAUAGCUUAUAUUACGUGUUGGGCUUCUCGACACGUAUUUAAAUAGAUAUCAUUAUUAGAAUAGUAUUUAUUUAGAAUUACGUUGCAUACCAUACACGCCGUGUUUAGUUAACUAAAACAGGCGAUUAGUGAUUCAUUCCUUGUGAUGCAUUACAAUUACAAAAUAGUUUUAUUAUUUAGAUAUUAUCCUAUGUUCACGGAUUAACGAUUACAAAAAUUUUAAUAGUUAACUACCAGUCGCAUUAAUUGUUGCACUUUUACCUGGUCCAUGAUCUCCAAUUAUCUUUUGACAUUUAUUAUGACAAGUUAUGAUAUCGGGAAGCAAUGUUUUUAAACUCCAACAUCGCCGUAAAGAAGCUGUAUCAUCGGUCUCAAACUUUCAAACUUACAACGACCACCCAGGUCAAAUCGAUUGUAAUAUUGCUCUUAAAUAACUAAUAUGACAAUAUUAGUUCCUAAUUUUUUGGUUCAAAUAGAGUAAUAUAAUUUUUAACUAAUGUUGAAGCCGCUAAAUUACAAAUGUGAAAGACUUUAAGUUUUUGGACUUGAUUGAUAAUUUAUAUUUCAGGUGUAUCUACUGUCUAUGCAAAUUGUAAAGUACAACACACAAAACAAAAUGUUCGGUCUGGCUAUUCUUUUGCGUUCUUUCUUGCACAAAUGACAUUCAACUUGCUAAAACUAAGGAUAAGUUUUUGAGAGGGUGCAAAGGAAGGAAUCCCAAUUUUUGUCUUCCAUAACGAACAGGGGAUAGCUUGUCGCGAGCAACGUUGGAUCAUGAAGAAUGCAUUUUGCAUUGUCGGAAAUUUGCUUUACGAAUACUCCUCAGCCUUAUGUACCCACCAUUAAAAUGAUAUAAAAACAAGGCGCACAGUUUCGCUAAUAAGGAAAUAUGCCAUGGUGUAUGUACAUAUGUAUUUAGAAUCCAGUGAAUCAUCAUACAUACAUAUGCACAUGGUUUGCCAAAAGUCACGUUGAUGACUGGUGUUCGCAAUUAUUUCGCACGUUAUGUUUCUCUAUAUGUUCAAUAAUAAACCGUGUCCAGGACUAAGAAAAUUAAGGAAUAAGAACCAUGUAAAAUUACAGUCCACACUAAAUCACUCUGAAAUAUGAUACGACUUUUACAAUAUCCAUAAAGUAUCUACAGUUAAUUAAGUCAAUUUAAUCAGUACUGAAUUUUAUUUACAAAGAUGUAUUUAUAAUUAACCAUAUAUGAUUAUUAUUAUAGCUUUAUAAAUUGUUAUUGUAGAACGAGUACAUUGUCAAAAAAUAUGUGGUGAACAGUGCGUGUCGUAUUACGAAUUACUUGUAUGUUCCAGGAUCAAUAUCUUGGGCACUUACCAAAUAUAUUGACGAAUAUAUAUUAUUAAAUAUAUCGUAUGCCAUCGCCCAUACAUAAAUAAGAACAAUAAAUGCAAACUGUUUAUAUUCGAAAA
Messenger RNA from Folsomia candida, 6273 nucleotides. RefSeq names its product probable basic-leucine zipper transcription factor Q. The transcript has 7 exons. The record is from RefSeq and is a predicted model, not a curated record. Bases 2329 to 3897 code for a protein of 522 amino acids. Lineage: Eukaryota; Metazoa; Arthropoda; Collembola; Entomobryomorpha; Isotomidae.